Trifolium pratense (red clover) is the source of this 2084-nucleotide messenger RNA. RefSeq names its product CBL-interacting serine/threonine-protein kinase 1-like. The transcript is spliced from 12 exons. Bases 417 to 1766 code for a protein of 449 amino acids. NCBI's taxonomy places the organism in Eukaryota, Viridiplantae, Streptophyta, Magnoliopsida, Fabales, Fabaceae. Gene Ontology annotation, molecular function: ATP binding; protein kinase activity. Gene Ontology annotation, biological process: protein phosphorylation; signal transduction. The record is from RefSeq and is a predicted model, not a curated record.
CAGAUACAAACAAAACCAAGACCAAGGCUGCAAGACAACACAAAGAAAGAAGGCUUUGUGUUUGGUUUCUUCAGUCUUUGAUCCAUUCCAAAUCCUAUUAAUCAUUCAAUAGUCUUAAUCUUAAUUUAAUAUUCUCACAUGUAUUCUUAUCCUUAAUUAUAGCCAAAUUGUUUUCCUUUGCCUUUUCAACCCUUUUCGCUUGUUGCAUCGGUUACCCUCUCAACUCACAAUAAAACCAAACACAAUUACGAUAUAAAUAAAUCACAAAAAAAAUACCAAACAUUUUACACACACAACCCAGAAGCAAAAAAAGAACUGAAACAACAAAAAGUAACAACCUUUGUGUUUGUUUUCAUUGAUUUUGUGUUUGAGACAAAAGGGUCAGAGAGAUAAAAUCAAAAGGGUUGAUCUUGGGAAUGGUGAUCAUAAAUCAAGGAAGGAAGAAAGAACAGAAAGGAAUGCGAUUAGGGAAAUACGAAUUGGGUAAAACACUUGGUGAAGGAAAUUUCGGAAAAGUUAAGUUAGCAAAGAACACUGAUUCUGAACAAUUUUUUGCUGUUAAGAUUCUUGAAAAAAAUAAGAUUGUUGAUCUCAACAACACUGAUCAGAUAAAGAGGGAGAUAUCUACCUUAAAGCUUUUGAAGCAUCCUAAUGUUGUUAGAUUAUACGAGGUCUUGGCUAGCAAAACCAAAAUUUAUAUGGUACUCGAGUACGUGAAUGGAGGAGAAUUAUUUGACAAAAUUUCAUCGAAAGGUAAACUUACAGAAGCUCAUGGUAGGAAGAUGUUCCAACAAUUGAUUGAUGGUGUAAGCUACUGCCACAAUAAAGGUGUCUUCCAUAGGGAUCUUAAGCUUGAGAAUGUACUUUUGGACGCCAAAGGGAACAUAAAGAUAACUGAUUUUAACCUCAGUGCUUUGCCGCAACAUUGCAGAGCAGAUGGGUUGCUGCAUACAACUUGUGGAAGUCCGAAUUAUGUUGCUCCUGAGAUUCUUGCCAAUAGAGGCUACGACGGUGCAAAAUCCGAUAUUUGGUCGUGUGGUGUUAUCUUAUAUGUAAUUCUAACAGGAUACCUUCCUUUUGAUGAUAGAAAUCUUGCAGUUCUCUAUCAAAAGAUUUUCAAAGGAGAAGUUCAGAUACCAAGAUGGUUAUCACCUGGUGCUCAAAACAUAAUAAAGAGAAUUCUUGAUCCCAAUCCUAAAACCCGAAUAACAAUGUCAAUGAUCAAAGAAGAUGAAUGGUUUAAGCAGGGUUAUUAUCCUGCAAAUCUAGACGAUGAGGAAGAGGAUGUUUACAUUGAUGAUGAAGCCUUUUCCAUCCAAGAAGUGUGCCUUGAAGCGGACCAGGGUAGUCCAAAAUCACCAACACUAAUCAAUGCAUUUCAGUUGAUAGGGAUGUCUUCAUGUUUAGAUCUCUCCGGCUUUUUUGAGAAAGAGGAUGUCUCGGAGAGGAAGAUAAGAUUUACUUCGAACUAUUCACGUAAAGAUUUGACGGAGAAGAUUGAGGACAUUGUAAUAGAAAUGGGAUUUAGAGUUCAGAAGAAAAAUGGAAAAUUGAAAGUGAUACUCGAGAAUAAAGCUCAUAAAAGUCUCGGAAGCUUCUCAGUGGUAGCAGAGGUUAUCGAAAUAGGUCCAUCUUUGUAUGUAGUAGAACUAAGGAAGUCCUAUGGAGAUCCUUCUGUAUAUCAACAACUAUGCAAGAAGUUAUCAAAUGAUUUGGGUAUAGCGAAAGCGGCACAGCUAGUGAUCUCAGAAGUGAUAAGCAUGUGAAGAAAAUAUUAGAAGCCAGAUAAUGUAAAUUUCUCCUUUUUGUUUUCUGGUGGAUUAGUUACGUGUUAGAUGUCGCGGGUUUGAAUCAAGUUCAGGUAAUGCAGCGGGACUAAAUUUCUUUAGCAAAAGUUUUGCGAAUUUAGUUGUCUCUUAUGGUCCUACCCAGCUCUAGAGAUUAGUUAGUCUUUAUAGUUGCUCGCGGAGGAUAUUUGAUUUACACCAAAAAGUUGCGAUAGAUAUCAAUUGUAUAUAUAUAUCAUUUGAAUUGGUGAAUUAUGAUUAUUCAUAUAUAAUGAAUGAAUUUAGUAGUUAAAAAUA